AUGUCACUUGCAUACCUCAUAGUACUGACAACGGCCUAUCUUGCCCUCGCCCAAUUUCCAAGAAAGCCACAAGGAAUCACGACGAUCCAAUCGAAGUUUGACAAGAAUGUUGUGAUUGACUACAAGGAGGUAGAACUUUUCCUACUCAUUACUCGCAUCGGGUACUCACGUUGUAUCUAACGUUGUAUCUAGAACGACAUUUGCGAAACAACGCCUGGCGUGAAGUCAUACUCCGGCUACGUGAGACUGCCACCGGACACGCUGAAGCCUCUUGGUGUCAAUCAGACAUAUCCAAUCAACACCUUCUUCUGGUUCUUCGAAGCGCGAAAAGACCCUCAAAAUGCUCCGCUAAGCCUCUGGAUGAACGGUAUGACCACCCGACUGACCGCAAUUUUCCCCCGUGAAUCGUGCUAAGGCUAGGUCUGCCAGGUGGGCCGGGAAGUUCUUCGAUGAUUGGUUUGCUAAAAGAGAAUGGACCUUGCUUCGUAAACGCGGAUUCCAGAUCAACCAGAGUAAACGAGUGGUCGUGGAACGACAAAGUCAACAUGCUCUACGUGGAUCAGCCGGUCCAAGCGGGACUCUCCUACGAUACUCUCCGGAAUGUCACGUACAAUCUCGUGAAGGGCAAUGUAACUUACCUCAACAAGACCGAUCCUAUACCUCAGCAGAAUUCGACUUUCCUGGUUGGAACCUGGCCGAGCCGCAACCCGAACAACACGUCAUUCGGAACGAUCAAUGCAGCCUAUGCGAUGUGGUAUUUUCUUCAAGUCUGGACGCAGGAGUUUCAUGAAUACAAGACGUACGACGAUCGCAUCAAUCUGGCGACGGAGUCGUAUGGCGGCAGAUAUGGGCCUGCUUUCUUCACCUUCUUCCAGCAACAGAAUGAACGCAUCCGGAACGGCUCGUGGACGAUACGAGGCUACCAGCAUAUCUUACCGUUGGACACCCUUGUGAUCGUAAGCGGCUGCACAGACGCCCUAACGCAGUGGUCUUCGAUGCCCAAGAUGGCCUACAAUAACACGUACGGUAUCAAGGCCGUCAAUGCUUCCACCCAUCAGAAGAUGCUUCACAAUCUGUCUAAGAAGGACGGGUGCCAGGAUAAAUUGCUCCGUUGCCACCGACUCGCAACGCUCUAUGAUCCGGAGAACCUUGGCGUCAACCAGACGGUCGACAAAGCUUGUAUCGAAGCAGAACGCUACUGCGACGAGCAUGUUGAGCAUCUCUACGGCGAGGAACGAAGUUACUACGACAUCACCGUGAACCAGCCAUCGGAUACCGAGCCUUUCUUCGCCGGAUUUCUGAAUCAACCAUACGUGCAGGAAGCGCUCGGGGCGCCAUUAAACUGGACCGACGUUCCAGGCGGCGUGAUACGCGCGUUCGAGAAAUUCGGUGACUAUUCAAGGCCAGGAUGGUUGGACAAGCUCGCAUACCUGCUCGAGAGUGGGAUCAAAGUGACCAUGAUGUACGGUGACAGGGACUUUUAUUGUGUAAGUCUCUAAUCUCCACUCAUGGACCGGUGAUGAAUGGACAUGCUCUGACUACGAUGCAAAGAACUGGCAGGGUGGCGAAGCGGUAUCGCUGGCCAUUAACUACACACAUUCCGCAGACUUUCUUGCAGCAGGGUACGCCGACAUCCAGGUCAACGACAGCUACAUUGGCGGUCAAGUGCGACAAUACGGCAACCUUUCUUUCUCUCGAGUCUAUCAAUCUGGACAUCUCCUCCCUCUCUACCAACCCGAGACAGCAUAUCGAAUAUUCAUGCGAGCACUUGGCAGUCUCGACAUCGCGAGCGGCACCGUGCCUAACAUGAACACCAAUGGCCAGAUUCAUAGCUCGAAUGGAAUCCGAGAAACAUUCUCUGUCAAGAAUGAAGUACUGCCACAACCUCUGCAGGUCUGUUAUACGUUGAAUCCUGAGGAUACUUGUACGGACAAGCAGCUUGGAGAGCUAGGGAACGGAUCCUCGGUCAUUAGGGACUACAUGAUCGUGGACAAGAAUUCGACCAACUUGUAUCCCGAGAUUGUGGGCAAGAAUAGCGUUCCAUAG
Messenger RNA from Lecanosticta acicola, 2046 nucleotides. The record is from the annotation of a GenBank genome assembly. Lineage: Eukaryota; Fungi; Ascomycota; Dothideomycetes; Mycosphaerellales; Mycosphaerellaceae.